GCAGCCUCAGUGGCUGCAGAACCCUCUUUGCCUGAAGUUCCCAGACAGAGCCCCAGCCUGCCCAAAGAUGGCCUGGAGACAACUGUUCCUCAUCUCCUGUCUCUCCACUGUUGUGCUCCUGUCCAUACUGCAGGAGGGGACCAGUGCAUCAGUAGGUACCAGGCAGGUGGCAGGACAAGAGGUCCAGGAAGGCGUCAAAGAGAAGAUUUUCAUGCAGGAAUCAGAUGCCUUGAAUCUCCUCAAGAAGCGCAGCAAGCGGUCUCCCAGAUCCCGAGAUGAAGUCAAUGCAGAGAACAGGCAGAAGCUGCGGGCGGACGAGCUGCGGAGAGAGUAUCACGAGGAGCAAAGGAACGAGUUUGAGAACUUCGUGGAGGAGCAAAACGACGAACAGGAAGAGAGAAGCCGGGAGGCCGUGGAGCAGUGGCGCCAGUGGCAUUAUGAUGGCCUAUACCCAUCCCAUCUCUACAACCGCCACCAUAUCUGACCUCAACCUAACAGACCCAGAAGGCAGAGCCUGAGAGGUCCGCUACCCUGACCAACCGCAGUGUUCAGGCAUCUCUGCUGCCUGCUAACCAGUCAGUGACAGGGCCUCAGCCUGGGGGCUUCUGUUCUGAUGGAUUGAACACCCUGGCUUCCGCCUCCUGGCAGGUAUUUCCUGAGGUGAGCCAACACCUGUGGGGCCUGUGGCACUAACCCUACAGCUGUUUUCCCUUGCUUUGCCAUUGUUCCCAAAGUGAGCCUCCCAUAGAACAAAGAAUCCCAGUAAAGAGAAAAGCUGAAAAAUAAAAAUGCUGAGUCAAUACUCUA
This is a messenger RNA of Phacochoerus africanus (Common warthog), 807 nucleotides long. It is a transcript of the gene UCMA, whose product is annotated as upper zone of growth plate and cartilage matrix associated. Gene Ontology annotation, cellular component: extracellular matrix. Gene Ontology annotation, biological process: regulation of osteoblast differentiation; embryonic skeletal system development. Lineage: Eukaryota; Metazoa; Chordata; Mammalia; Artiodactyla; Suidae. The coding region runs from base 68 to 484 and encodes 138 amino acids. The transcript is spliced from 5 exons. The record is from RefSeq and is a predicted model, not a curated record.